Cantharellus anzutake is the source of this 546-nucleotide messenger RNA. RefSeq lists its product as uncharacterized. The record is from RefSeq and is a predicted model, not a curated record. Lineage: Eukaryota; Fungi; Basidiomycota; Agaricomycetes; Cantharellales; Hydnaceae. The transcript has 2 exons. Bases 1 to 546 code for a protein of 181 amino acids.
AUGACGAAAGUAUCAAGACGCCUCCCAAUAAUCUACAAUGGGCACGACGUCCUAAUCCAGGCCCACAACUCCUCAACGCGCCCUCGAUGUCGGCCUCCUGCGCGAUGUCUCCUUGGGGAUGAUCCUGAUGAUGCUCUUGAUAUCCCGCGGCCUUGUGAUGUGCAUGGUGCGACUAUGGAUCGUCAAUACGUGGCGGGGGAUACUGGUUGGUGGGUUCCUCGGGUUUUGUGUUGUCUGGGGGUAUUCCUCUUGUGGAAUGCUUCGCCCUUGAGGAUCCUCCCAGAUGAUGAUGCCCUGCGCGACGGACCGGGCACCGAUGAGAUUGAUCAUGUCGAAUCCGAAACCACCAGCGAGCAGCGAACUGUCCGAUCGAGCGAGGGGAAUCCUUCAAAAUCCACCCUCACCCCUCCUCCUUUCCGAUGGCUGCAAUCUCCUGACUCGGAAGCUGGAUCGAUCCUUAAGUCCCAUGCUCUCAAAGACGGCGCCACUAUGGACCACGAUGGUCGUUCGAAAAGGAUCUUCAUUCCCCCGGAGGCGGUUACGUAG